ACUCCAAGGUGAGCUUCUGUCGCUUCAUGACAGCGAUGUCAGCAAGCAGCUCAUACCGGGCCUGUGGGGUGCUGCAGAAACCGUCAGCGUUCUAGCAAAGGCCAUUGCGACUGACCAACAAGAUGAUGCUAGGAGGACCGCAAGAACAGAACCCGGGUAUCCAUCCCAUUCGCUUAAAAAGCAAGACAAGUUGUCCCACGGGAUCCAAUUUUUUUCUCUCUCUCAUCCACUCCUCCGCUACUCGCACAGUUAUUUCGACUCUCAUCAAUGCCAGAAACGCCGUACACCAUCGCCGUAUCGGACGAUGCCCUGGCCUCGCUUCACCAGAAACUCAAAGCGACGAGAUUGCCGGACGAGCUGGACGAGACCGCGUGGGACUACGGUGUGCCUUUGGCGGACAUCAAGCGGCUCGUCGCCCGGUGGCGCGACGGGUACGACUGGCGGAAGCACGAAGCUGCUCUCAAUGCGGAACUGCCUCAGUUCACGCGCGAUAUCGCGGUGGACGGACACGGGACGCUCAACAUCCACUACAUUCAUCAGAAGAGUGAAGUACAGGACGCGAUCCCGCUGUUGUUCGUACACGGAUGGCCAGGCAGCUUCUUGGAGGCAAAGAAGAUCGUGCCGUUGCUCGUCGCGCGUUCGAGUGAACAUCCGAGUUUCCACGUUGUUGCGAUCAGUCUAGCUGGUUACGGGUUCUCUGAAGCCCCUAGAAAGAAGGGAUUCGCAAUCGCGCAGCAGGCUGAGGUUGGCCACAAAAUCAUGCUGGCGUUGGGCUACAAUGAAUACGUUACGCAAGGAGGCGACUGGGGCUACUUCAUUACGCGCCGCAUCGCCAAGCGCUAUGGCCACCAGCACAACAAAGCCUGGCACACCAACUUCCCCUUGGGCCGUCCCCCUUCGCUUUACUAUGAGCCGCUCUCAUGGUUGGCUUCGUGCCUGAGAGGGUUGACAAAGGAAGAAAAGGCCACGCUCGCGGAGGCAAAUUCGUACAGGGGCAUUGGACUAGGCUAUUUCGCCGAACAAGCAACGCGGCCCCAAACCGUGGGCUACGCGCUGGCUGAUUCACCCGUCGGACUGCUUGCUUGGAUCUACGAGAAGCUGGUGGAUUGGACAGACAAAUACCCCUGGAAUGACGACGAAGUCCUGACCUGGAUAUCGAUCUACUGGUUCUCCCGCGCCGGGCCCACCGCGGCCGGCCGCCUCUACUACGAGUUUUCGGAAGGCCGGUCAGACGGGACAAUGGACGUCUAUGGACCCGCAGAGUACCCGACCAUCCCGAUGGGCAUGUCUCAUUUUCCCGGGGAAAGGGCAUAUGUCCCAAUCAGCUGGACCCAUGCCACUGGAAACAUCGUGCACAGGAACAAGCACGAGCGGGGAGGCCAUUUCCCUGCAUAUGAAGCUCCGGAUUUGCUCGUCGAGGAUUUACGUGAGAUGUACAAAAAGGGCGGCCCGGUAUUUGGCGUUGUCAAAGGACACAGCGGCUAUGACUCAGAGAAGCAGCAUCAGUCGAGCAAGAGUGUAGUCGAUCAGUGAUAUUUCAGAAUGAACACUGGAAACAGUAUAACAUGGUC
Messenger RNA from Mycena citricolor, 1571 nucleotides. NCBI's taxonomy places the organism in Eukaryota, Fungi, Basidiomycota, Agaricomycetes, Agaricales, Mycenaceae. The record is from the annotation of a GenBank genome assembly.